This is a messenger RNA of Cephus cinctus (wheat stem sawfly), 2134 nucleotides long. RefSeq names its product sodium-dependent nutrient amino acid transporter 1. NCBI's taxonomy places the organism in Eukaryota, Metazoa, Arthropoda, Insecta, Hymenoptera, Cephidae. The record is from RefSeq and is a predicted model, not a curated record. Gene Ontology annotation, biological process: sodium ion transmembrane transport. The coding region runs from base 130 to 2013 and encodes 627 amino acids. Gene Ontology annotation, molecular function: L-amino acid transmembrane transporter activity. Gene Ontology annotation, cellular component: membrane. The transcript has 9 exons.
CGUAGACAAACCCCGGUGUAAAAUACUUUUUGGUCUCGAGAAUAGCUUGUAUGUACUAUCAGUUUAACACGUGUUCCAGAGACGUAGUGAACGACUUUUUUGUUCUUCAAAAAGGAGUGUCUUCUAAAAAUGCAGAAUAUAAAUACACGGGAUGGCGUCUCAAACAAAGGAUACGAACACGAUCAGGUAUCCAUAAACGAAGUAUUUGCAAUACGGAAAGAGAAAAAUGGAAAAGUCACUAAAAAGGUAGAAAGACAAAAUUGGGGCAACAACCGUGAAUUUUUAUUGUCCUGCAUCGCCACGUCUGUUGGACUUGGAAACAUAUGGAGAUUUCCGUUCACGGCCUAUGAAAAUGGCGGAGGUGCUUUUCUCAUACCUUAUAUAAUUGUCCUGUUCAUCGUGGGAAAACCGUUUUAUUAUCUGGAGAUGAUAAUGGGACAAUUCACCAGCAGAUCAUCCGUCAAGAUGUGGUCCAUUGUUCCUGGCUUUCGUGGUGUCGGCUGGGCCCAAAUGUGCUCCAUGAUUUCCGUUGUAACUUAUUAUUGCUCCUUGAUGUCAGUUACUCUGUACUAUCUGAUUGGCAGCUUCCAAUCAGAGUUACCUUGGUCCAAAUGUCGGCCGGAAUGGGGAGAUUCGUGUGUGAAUUCUGGAAAGAGCGAGAACAGUACUUCCAACGUGUCUCAUGAGAACGAAACUCUGAGAAGCUCAGCCGAAUUAUAUUUUUCGAAAAUCGUUCUCAAGGAAAAAGAUAAUAUCGACGAUGGCGUCGGUCUGCCGGAUUUGAACCUGACUAUAUGUCUUUUCUUCGCCUGGGCCUGCAUUUUCGCUGUACUAGUGCGAGGUGUUAAGAGUUCCGGUAAAGCUGCUUACUUCCUGGCACUUUUUCCUUACGUCGUCAUGAUAGCCCUAUUGAUAAGAGCUGUCACUCUCGAGGGCGCUAUCAAUGGAAUAAUCUUCUUUAUAAAACCAAAUUGGAGUAAAUUAUUCGAUCCGAAUGUCUGGUACGCGGCUGUCACGCAAUGCUUCUUCUCGCUGUCAGUUUGUUUUGGUGGUGUCGUCAUGUAUUCCUCGUACAAUAACUUCGAUCACAAUAUCUACAGGGACGCAAUGGUCGUUACUACUCUGGACACUUUCACUAGUCUCAUGGCUGGUUUUACGAUUUUUGGUAUUCUGGGUAAUCUGGCCCACGAAUUGGGGACCGACGAUAUCGGUAACGUAGUCCGCGGCGGAACCGGUCUAGCUUUUGUCUCUUAUCCGGACACUAUUUCAAAGUUCACCGUACUACCUCAGCUCUUCUCGGUCCUUUUCUUCUUGAUGCUCUAUGUCUUGAGUAUCGGCAGUGCAGUCUCCUUGGUUGGUGGAAUAAGCAGCAUCAUUUGUGACCAAUUUCCCAAUUGGAAACAUUGGCACGUUGUUUUGGGAACUACGCUUUUUGGUUUUUGCGUAGGAACGAUUUACUGUACACCGGGUGGUCAAUUUGUACUGGGAUUGGUCGACUACUACGCAGGAUCAUUCAUCGUCUUUGUCCUGGCUACCCUGGAGAUCACCGGUAUCUUUUGGGUUUACGGACUCGAGAACUUCCUGGAUGAUGUGGAGUUCAUGCUAGAAAAAAGGCCCAGCGUUUACUGGCGAAUAUGUUGGGGCUUUGUGACUCCUUUACUCCUGGCGGCCAUCUUGAUCUACACAAUUGCCAGGUUAACGCCACUUACCUACGGUGGUGUUAUGUAUCCAUCUAGCGCCUAUGCUGCUGGAUGGACGCUUUUUGCUUUUGGUGUCUUGCAAAUACCAUUCUGGAUGAUCUAUACGAUCCUCACCAAAAAAGAUCUAGGAGUACCGGAAAUGUUCCUUGAAGCCUUCAGGCCCUCCAGCGAGUGGGGUCCUAGAAACGCACGACACUUGGCCGCCUGGCGGCAAUUUAAGGAAAAGGCGAAGAAGAAACGCGAGCAAAGAAACAGUUCAAGAAUCAAACAAUUCGUAUACGUCAUGUUUGGCUGCGAGAGCAAAUUACUGUGAUAAUCUCGAGUGCCUGCAUCUCUCUAUUCUUUUUCAUUUUCUUUUUUUUUACAUUUUUACGCCUAAUCCACUAUAAUGUAUUUUCGCAAUCGCACUGAUAAAUGAUAUUUAUGUCAUCAUA